This is a messenger RNA of Baudoinia panamericana UAMH 10762, 777 nucleotides long. RefSeq lists its product as uncharacterized. The coding region runs from base 1 to 777 and encodes 258 amino acids. The transcript is spliced from 2 exons. Lineage: Eukaryota; Fungi; Ascomycota; Dothideomycetes; Mycosphaerellales; Teratosphaeriaceae. The record is from RefSeq and is a predicted model, not a curated record.
AUGGCUCGCGUCUUCAUCACCGGCUCCUCUGACGGCAUCGGGCAGGCGGCGGCCAAGCGCUUGGUCGAGCAGGGUCACAAGGUCACUCUCCAUGCUCGCAACGAAAGCCGUGCAGCUCAGGCCCAAGACGCCGUACCAGGCGCCGAAGGUGUGCUCAUCGGCGACCUCUCCACCAUCGCUGGCGCCAAAAGCCUAGCUGAAAAGGCCAACAAAGCCGGACCAUGGGACUCAGUGGUGCACAAUGCAGGAAUAGGAAUGUCCGGACCCAGUACCAAAAACGAAGACGGCUUCGCACCGACCUUCGCCGUCAACACUCUGGCACCGUACAUCAUGACCUGCGUCAUGGAUAAGCCGAAGCGGCUCCUCUAUCUCUCCUCUGGCCUGCAUACGGGUGGCGACAUCAGCUUGAAGGAUGUUACGUGGCAACAGCGUUCCUUUAGCCCCUUCCAAGCAUACAGCGAUACCAAGCUUCAGGAUGUCCUCCUCGCAUUUGCCGUUGCACGGAGAUGGCCGGAUGUGCAGUCCUGCUCGCUAGAUCCGGGAUGGGUACAAACGAAGAUGGGCGGGAUGGGUGCGCCAGGCACCGUCGCAGCACCCGCGAAGGCCAUUGCGGACUUCGCGAGCGGUGAGAGGAAGAUUGCGGGCGAGAAGUCUGGGGUGCAUCUUGGAGUAAGUGGACCAAAGGCGCCUCACAAGGGUACUCUGGACGUCGCGAAACAGGAUGAGUUGAUGGGAUUGCUUGAAAAGCUGAGUGGAAACAGCUUCCCGUCUAAGUGA